AUGUCCAUCCCUGUUUUCCAUACAAAUGAUCGAGAUUUACCAGAUUUGGCACUCAAAAAAUGUCCACAAGUAAUUGAAAAUUUCAAACAAACAUACGGAAUUGAACCAGAUUUUGUUUCAAGAUCACCAGGUAGAGUCAACCUAAUUGGUGAGCAUAUCGAUUACACAGAUUUCUCAGUAUUACCACUAGCCAUUGAAAAUGAUAUGUUAUGUGCAGUGAAAAUCUUAGAACGAAAAGAAAAUCCAUCAAUAACUUUAACAAAUUCAGAUAGUAGAUUCGCUCAAAGGAAAUUCGAUCUACCAUUAGAUGGAUCAUACGUGACAAUAGAUCCAUCGAUUUCAGACUGGUCAAACUACUUCAAAUGUGGUCUCCAUGUUGCACAGCAAUUCUUAAAAGGUUUACAUCCUCAACUGUAUCUAAAUAAUCCCUUAAUAGGUUUACAAGUAUUUUGUCAGAGUGAUAUCCCCGUAGGUAGCGGAUUAUCUUCAUCAUCAGCUUUCAUUUGUGCCGUUGCAUUAGCUGUCAUAAGAGCUAACCUAGGCACAACGUACGCAGUAUCUAAAAAGGAUUUAACAAGAAUCACAUGUAUUGCAGAACAUUAUCUCGGUGUAAGUAAUGGUGGAAUGGAUCAAGCAACUUCAGUUUAUGGUCAAGAAGAUCAUGCAUUGUUUGUUGAAUUUAAACCAAAUUUAAAAGCAACUCCAUUCAAGUUCCCUAAAUUACAAAAUCAUGAAAUACAAUUCCUUAUCGCUAAUACUUUGAUAGUGGCAAAUAAAUUCGAUACCGCACCAACUAAUUAUAAUUUAAGAGUCAUUGAAGUUACCACAGCAGCAAACGUUUUGGCAAACAAAUAUGGUGUGGCAUUACCUCAUAUACCUGAUUCCACUAUGGAAAGAGGGAACUUAAGAGAUUUUAUGGAUGCUUAUUACGCUAGAUAUCCAGUCUCACAUGAUAAUGAAUCUAAAGAUGUUAUAAUGAUAGAAAUUGAACGAUUAACAAAAAUGUUGGAAUUAGUAGAAGAAUCAUUAGGUGAAAAGAAAGAGGGAUUUACAGUGGAUGACGUGGCUGAAGCUUUGGAUUGUUCACGUGAAGAAUAUACAAGAGAUUAUCUACUAGUAUUCCCUGUAAGGUUUCAAGUACUUAAACUGUAUAAAAGAGCUAAACAUGUCUUUUCAGAGGCGCAAAGAGUAUUAAAGGCAUUGAAAUUGAUGACAAGUGCUUCACCAAUUGAGAAUGAUGAAGAAUUUUUUCAACAAUUUGGUCAAUUAAUGAAUGAGUCACAAGAAUCUUGUGAUAAGUUGUAUGAAUGUUCUUGUCCUGAAAUUGAUACAAUUUGUUCAACUGCAUUACAAAAUGGGUCUUAUGGCUCUCGUUUGACUGGUGCAGGUUGGGGUGGUUGUACAGUUCAUUUAGUAUCAUCUGGUCCAAAUGGGAAUGUGGAAAAAGUGAAAAAAGCAUUAAUCGAUCAGUAUUAUAAAGUCGUUUGUCCAAAUAUUUCAGAUAAAGAAUUAGAAGAAGUCAUUUUAGUAUCAAAACCUGCCCUCGGUAGUUGUCUCUAUGAGUUGUAA
This is a messenger RNA of Naumovozyma dairenensis CBS 421, 1569 nucleotides long. RefSeq lists its product as uncharacterized. Gene Ontology annotation, cellular component: cytoplasm; cytosol. Gene Ontology annotation, molecular function: ATP binding; galactokinase activity. The coding region runs from base 1 to 1569 and encodes 522 amino acids. The transcript has a single exon. Gene Ontology annotation, biological process: galactose metabolic process; carbohydrate phosphorylation. NCBI's taxonomy places the organism in Eukaryota, Fungi, Ascomycota, Saccharomycetes, Saccharomycetales, Saccharomycetaceae. The record is from RefSeq and is a predicted model, not a curated record.